GAGUCCAAGUGGGCGGGGAGCCGCCCCGCGCCGCCCGCUCAUGUCUCUGCGGAGCCGAGUGUCCGGCCGCCUGGCACAGCUGCGCGUGGCGGGGCAGCUGCUCGUCGCCCCGCGCCCCGGGCCCGGCCCCUCGGCGGGUGACACGCGGACCCGCAGCAGUGCGUGCGGCCCCCACGCGCGGACCUCAGCGGGAGUUGGGGCUUGGGGGGCAGCGGCGGUGGGGCGGAGAGCCGGGGUGCGCACCUGGGCCCCCCUGGCCAUGGCGGCGAAGGUGGACCUGAGCACCUCCACCGACUGGAAGGAGGCAAAAUCUUUUCUGAAGGGCCUGAGCGACAAGCAGCGGGAAGAGCAUUACUUCUGCCGGGACUUUGUCAGGCUGAAGAAGAUCCCUACGUGGAAGGAGAUGGCGAAAGGGGUGGCCGUGAAGGUGGAGGAGUCCGCGUACAAGAAGGACAAGCAGCUCAAUGAGAAGAUCUCCCUGUUCCGUGGCGAUAUCACCAAGCUGGAGGUGGAUGCCAUCGUCAACGCCGCCAACAGCUCCCUGCUUGGAGGUGGCGGUGUGGACGGCUGCAUUCACCGGGCCGCCGGACCACUGCUCACCGACGAGUGCCGGACCCUGCAGAGCUGCGAGACCGGCAAGGCCAAGAUCACCUGCGGCUAUCGGCUGCCGGCCAAGUACGUCAUCCACACGGUGGGGCCCAUCGCCCACGGAGAGCCCAGCGCCAGCCAGGCUGCCGAGCUCCGCAGCUGCUACCUGAGCAGCCUCGACCUGUUGCNUCACCCCCGCCCCGCCCCAGGCUACCCCAAUGAGGCGGCGGCCGAGGUAGUGCUGGCUGCACUGCGUGAGUGGCUGGAGCAGCACAAGGACAAGGUGGAUCGGCUGAUCAUCUGCGUGUUCCUCGAGAAGGACGAGAACAUCUACCGGCACCGGCUCGCCCACUACUUCCCCGUGGACCUGCCUGUGCCUGUGCCACCUCGCUCCCAGCUCUGAAGUCACCAAGCCUGCAGCUGUGCCUGGGCCAGGCCACCCCUCUUCCCUUGGUGCCCUGCCCCUAAGGAGCCUCCUAAUAAAGAUCACUUGUUGCCACUUC
This is a messenger RNA of Galeopterus variegatus (Sunda flying lemur), 1091 nucleotides long. It is a transcript of the gene MACROD1, whose product is annotated as MACRO domain containing 1. Gene Ontology annotation, cellular component: nucleoplasm. Gene Ontology annotation, biological process: DNA damage response; peptidyl-glutamate ADP-deribosylation; purine nucleoside metabolic process. Lineage: Eukaryota; Metazoa; Chordata; Mammalia; Dermoptera; Cynocephalidae. The record is from RefSeq and is a predicted model, not a curated record. Gene Ontology annotation, molecular function: ADP-ribosylglutamate-[protein] hydrolase activity.